This is a messenger RNA of Theobroma cacao (cacao), 612 nucleotides long. Lineage: Eukaryota; Viridiplantae; Streptophyta; Magnoliopsida; Malvales; Malvaceae. The record is from RefSeq and is a predicted model, not a curated record.
AUGUUGUAUCACACAACAUGGUUUGUGGCGAUAUUAGAUCCCAUCAAGUAUAUUUUUGAAAACCCCUUCCUGUUUGGAAGAAUAGCUCGAUGGAAAGUGCUAUUGUCUGAGUAUGAUAUUGUGUAUGUGUCCCAAAAAUCAAUCAAAGGGAGCGCCAUCGCUAAUUUCCUCGCAAAUCGAGCAAAUGAGGAUUAUGAAUCUGUAAGUUUUGAUUUUUCAGAUGAAGAUUUGAUGGUCGUCUUGCACAUAGAAAAAGAUAGUCCCAAUGAACUUAAUCCAUGGAAGAUGUAUUUUGAUGGAGCAUCCAAUGCUUUGGGGCACAAAAUUGGGGCAGUGUUGAUUUCUCCAAAUGAAAAGUACUAUCCAGCCACGGUGAGAUUGAAUUUCAAUUGUACUAAUAAUAUAGCGGAGUAUGAGGCGUUGGUAAUGGGAUUACAAGCAGCAAUCGAGAUGAAAGUCAGCGCGAUAGAGGUUUACGGAGAUUCGGCUUUGGUGAUAUGUCAAAUGAGAGGCGAAUGGGAAACUAGACAUUUUAAACUAGUUCCAUAUAAAAAGCUGGUUACAGAAUUAAGCAAACAGUUCAAGGAAAUCAGCUUCAACCAUUUUCCUUGA